AUGUCCAGAUGCCCGAUGACACCUCAUAUCUCCGAGGCCAAGGAUGACGAACAUCGAACGAAAUUGGAGGACCUGUUUGGUUCUUUUGAGGGACAAGUGAUGCAUGACUUGAAAUAUCAGUUGCUGGGUGAUCUUGAAGCGCUACAGGAGGAUCAGCGGGCGCAUCACACUGUGAAGCUGGAGGAGCAGACGGCCGCACAUAGAACGGAAUUGGACACGGCUUUGGAGGCGGAGAGAAGUCAUCGGCGAGAUGCUUUGGAAUUGGCGCUCCAAGUAGUCCAGGAUCAACAUGCUCAUCACUCGCAAAAACUGCAGGACAAAGACGCCGAGUUUUCCAGGUUCGAGGAGGAGCUACUGCAGCACCGGCAGGCCUUAGACCUGGCGCUGCAGGUGAUGAAGGACAGAGAAGAACAUUGCGCAAAUGCCUUAGAGGAGCAACGUGUGGAACAUGAACAAAUUUUCAAUCAAACAUUGGAGGAACAACGUGCUCAGCAUAAGUCCGCGUUGGAGCUGGCACUUCAGGUAAUGCAGGACAGAGAAGACUAUUUUGCAAAUGCCUUGGAGGAGCAACGUGCUGAGCAUGAAUGCCUCUUCAAUCAAGUGUUGGAGGAACAGCGUGCUCAACACAGGUCUGAAUUGGAGCUUGCCUUUCAGGUGCUACAGGACAAAGAUCAGCAUGUGGCAGCUGCACUGGAGGAGCAGCAAGCCCAACACAAAGCAGAGUUGGAACGAGUGGUCCGGGAGCAACUUGCCGGACAUGAAGUUGAGAUGGAACGAGCUAUGCAGGAACAUCAGGCUCACCAUCAAUCCACCUUGGAUCUGGCACAACAGAUUGUUCAGGACAAGGAUGAUCACCAUGCCAGGACGUUGGAGGAUCAUCACGAGCAAUUCCAAUCUGAGAUGGAACGAGCACUGCAGGCCCAAAGACUACAACAUCAAUCAGACAAGAAUGUCCAGCAGCAAAAUCAUGCCCGCGAGAUGGAGGUCAAGGUACAGGAGCUGCAACGGGAAGCGCAGCAUCGCGGCUGCGUAGCCAUGACACGGCGAUGGCAGGGCAAGACGGAUCCGUUGGUUCCGUACAUCGACACCUUUGGCCAGGACUUGCCCAAGCCUUGGCCCAAGCCCGGCGCCCGCCGUGAAACGACGCCGCCCCGUGGCCCAGUGGCGGUGGCACCGCAGGCUCCACCAGCGCCGAUGGAAACUUUGGAGGUUACUUCUCCCAUUCCUCGCGAGUCGUUGCCAUCCGCGGUGUCGCCCAGCCUAUUCGAAACCACGGACAUCGAGGAGCUUCGAGAGACCAUCAUGAGGGAAGAGAAGGAAAAGGCGGCUGAAGCCUGGGCGCUGGAAGAACAGAAGCUGCAGGAGAAGCUUGCAGCGAAGGAUCGAGAAAUGGAGAAACUGAGAGAACAGCACCAGCUUGCUUGUGAAGCACUGCUUCGGCGAAAGGAGCAGGAGAUCAACGAUGUCCUACGCGAAGAACAGUUGCAGCAUCAGGAGCUCCAAGAAAAGGCGGAAGUCCGAAGUCAGGAGCAGCUUGGCGAAAGGGAGAAGGAAAUCAUGAUGCUAAAGCAGGAGAACCAGUUCCAGCGUGAAGAGCUCAUUUUGCGCCAGCAGGAGCUGCAAGCUGCCGGCACGGAAGUUUGGGAGCAGAAGGAAAAGCAGCUGGAGGAGCAACUUGCUGCAAAGGAGGCAGAAAUAUUGAAACUUCAGAAGGAACGCCAGCUGCAGAACGAGGACUUCUUCCGCCAGGAACAAGCGAUUCAACAGAUCCGAGAAGAGGAACGCGCAGAGAACCAGGAGACGGCCAAGACGCUAGAGAGGCUGCAGGAGCAAUUGGUUGAGAAAGACAUCCUGAUCGAUGCCCUGAAGGAAGAGAACAGGAUGAAACAUGAAGAAGUGCUCCGCCAAGAGGCGGAGAUGAAAGAAACGCUUCAUGAAGAGCAAUUGCGCAACCAGGAGAUCAGAGACAUGAUGAUCUUUGAAGAGACUGAGAAAACCAGCAACUUCUUCGCGAUGAAGGAAAAGGACCUGCAGGAAAAGCUUGCAGACGGUGACUUGCAGAUCACCACCCUGAGGAAAGAAAACAAGUCCAAGGAUGAGGAGAUCCUUUGCAAAGACCAAGCACUGCAAGAGAUUCAGGAGGCAUGCCGGCGACAGCAGGAGCAGCUGUCGCAGAAAGACCUUCAGAUCGAAAUGCUGCGCGAAAGCCAGUUGCAGCACGAGGAACGGCUGAUGCACAGGGACCAGGAGACACAAGAGAUGCUACGGGAAGAACGAGCACACCAGGAGGAUGAAAUACUCAAAUUGCAAGCGGAAAUUGAAGUUAUGAAGGAAGAUCGACAGACGGUGGAUGAUCUCUCGGCACAAAAAGCGGAGCUUCAAGCGCUUCUGGCAGAGGAACAGCGCAGCAACGAGGAGCUUCGUGCAGAGAUGAUGCGCUGCAGCGAGCAGAACACCGCGCAGGUUUUUGCUAAGGAGGCGCAGUUUGAGUUGGACUUGGCUGAAGUUUCAGAUCAGAAGGUCUCCCUGGAAGCACAGUUGGCGGCUUUGACGCAACGUUUGGAUGAGGAGCAAGCAGAACGAAUCCGCCAGGGAGCACGUGCCGAGAGUUUAGAGAGGGACUUGAAGGCGUUGCGGAGCCUGCGAGUGGAGGAACAGGAAGCGAAACGUGAAGUCGACAGUCAAAAUAGUUGGCAUCGGCUGGUUCGAAGUGCUGCUGUGCAGGCUGAGUUGUCUUCGUUGCGCACAUCACAGCGCUGCUUCCAUUCAGAGGUUCUGAAGCUUCGUGCUGAGAAGACUCAGGAGCAAGCCCAGCUUGCGGAUUUGACCACCUGCGUGGAUGAGAACGAGAAACUUCUCAGCGCCAACCGCGAGCUCUCCUUAUCCUUGCAGCAGUUCAAGCAAGAGAACGAGCAGCUCCAAGUCGACAACAGGAGUUUGCUGGAAAGCGUGGCCCUCUUCGAGGCGGAUCUGGAGAAGGUCUCGGAUCGUCAUGCGCAGCUCAUUGGCCACGUGAAUAAGAAGCAGAAGAUCCGAUACACCGUGAAGCUGAAGGACGAAUGUUCGCAGCUCCGCUUGGAGCUCAACAAGGCCCGGCAUCGCCUGAAUCAGUUGGAAGGAAGUCGGAGAAGCGACAACCUCUUCGGUGCCUUGGCGUCCCUGGGCUACGACGGAGGCCUCGAUUUGCGCGGCAGCAGCGAGUCCAAGAGGUUGCAGGAGUGCGCGUUGGAACGAGUGAAUGCUGAUUUCCGGCACUUGGUCUCGUUGGUUCAGUCGGCCAUCGGCGACGGAGUGGACCGUUCCAGCGCGGACUUUGCUGAGCUGCUCCAAGCCUUGCGAAACAGGUCCAAGGAAGGGCAAGUGGGCCGGCACCCGGCGCUUCGAAUUCCCCGCAAGCAGAUCUCGCCCAUGCAGUCGCCGGCGAAGUCAGUGGAAGAGAUGGAGGAAAAAGCCGUGGUCGUGGCCAGUGCAAGUGCUUUGUUCCUGGAGGAUCAGGAGAACAUGGCCAGUGCUCAGAAUUGUGACAGCGAUCAGCUUCGGGAGGCGAAGAAAGUACUGCUGCAGAUCAAUCAAUGCAUCGGUUCGGGGCGAAAACUCUAUGGCCAACACGUCUCCGAUUCCUGGGGAUUCUUUCAGGUCUUGCAACGUAAAGGUGCCAUUCAGCAGAAAGAUGUCGCCCAGGGCUUGAAGCGCUUGGACAUCACUCUCUCCCAGAGCGCCAUGGAUGCUCUGAUCCACGCUACCUGGUGCAGCUGCGGAUGGGCGGCUGAGAUGUUCCGCGUUGGACGCGGGUUAUUUGGGGAGCUGUUGGACAGAUCCAUCGAGCCCCAAAAGCUGCUGAGCGAUGCGAUGCUAGCGAUGCUCGCGGAAAGCGAGCGACGUCCGCUAGGUGAAGUUGAAGAGGAAAGGGAAGUGCACCAUGAACGCGAGCUUCAGGCACUGAGAGAAGCACAUCGUUUGGAACUGGACACUGCAAUGCAGGCGAAAGAAACCGAAGCUGCGAAGAAGAUGAAGGACAUGGAGAAGGUCUGGGAACAACGCUUCGAAAAAAGGUCCAAGGUGCUGCUGGCUUGUCUCAGAGAAGCUGUGCAGGUCAUGGAGGAGGUCACCCUGGAAGUGGAAUUCGCACCUCUGGUCAGAGAAAGGAAGGAGGACUUCGUCUACGAACUUUCCAUGGCCACCUUUCCGGUGGUGUGUUUGGAUGCCUCGCCGUCGACUCCGUUGAUGGUGACCUUGGCAGCCUUCGAGGUGGAGGCCCUGGGUAAAGCCAUGGACGGUGGUGUUGAGUUGCAAACCUUUGGACGUUGCCAAAAGGUGGACGAAGCGCUCGGGUGGUUUCCGGGGUUUCCCAACGGCUGGAGAGUUCCAUGGGAGGUGAAGGUUGGAAAUCUUCCAACUUUUGCAGAGCCAGCAAAGGGGAUAGUGGAGCAUUUAGAACGGGCCCAGUAG
Molecule: messenger RNA, 4449 nt
Organism: Cladocopium goreaui
Lineage: Eukaryota; Dinophyceae; Suessiales; Symbiodiniaceae
Source: the annotation of a GenBank genome assembly